Hyalella azteca is the source of this 832-nucleotide messenger RNA. RefSeq names its product transmembrane protein 14C. Gene Ontology annotation, cellular component: mitochondrial membrane. The record is from RefSeq and is a predicted model, not a curated record. Lineage: Eukaryota; Metazoa; Arthropoda; Malacostraca; Amphipoda; Hyalellidae. Gene Ontology annotation, biological process: regulation of heme biosynthetic process. Bases 95 to 439 code for a protein of 114 amino acids. The transcript is spliced from 3 exons.
UUUUCACGUUUUCCUAGCACUGCAUUAUUCUCUGCUCUUCCAAAUGAAGUAUUCCUAAAUUUUCCAGACAACGGCACGAUAGGAAAUCUGUAUAAUGAUUGACCGCCGCCAUAAUAAUGAUAUCAUCGGUUAUGCAUACGCGCUCACGGUGACUGUUGGUGGAGCAAUCGGCUACCUGAAGGCAGGAAGUCUACCCUCCCUUGGUGCUGGCAUUGUGUUCGGUACCGCCCUUUGCUACGGCGCGUAUCAGCUCAGCGAGAACCCAAAGAAUUACCAGCUCAGCCUAGGCACCUCCAUCCUGCUGGGGGCCUUCAUGGGCGCCAGGUUCUACAAUAGUGGCAAAUUUAUGCCUGCCGGUCUCAUCACUACGCUCAGUUUGCUGAACGUUGGGAGACUUGGUGCCCGCGCCAUGGGGUGGCUGCCUGACUCUCGGUUCUGAGCCUUUCAGGUCAACUUGAACCACUUUACGAACAUGAGUAGUUUUCUCGACAUUUUUAUUCAUGUUUCAUGAGACUUGCUUCUUGGCGAAUUAUUCGCCACUUGUUCAUCGAACUAAAUGGUGAGGUUCGAGUCAACUUCAGUAGGUUAUUAACCCUAGUGACGUCAUAGGCGUAGUUUUUCUAGGAGCCACUUGCACAAUGGCUCAUAACGAGCUCAAAAUUGGCCUCGUAUGCUCCCGUUAUUUGUGUUGAGGUUCAAACGCACUAUUUUUUAAAGGUUAGAUUUGUGCACAAAUAUUCGUGGUCUAUGUUAUUCGUCAUACAUUUCUUGAAGUUAUAAUUUCUCUGAUGGCCCGUUCCGUCUAAUCUUUAAUAAAAACUUUGAUACUGUU